AUGUCUUUAUCCAGGAGUCAGAGUCUCAGAAUGGCAGCUGCACUGGAGGACUAUUCACCCAAGCUGGACAAAGUGGGAGAUGAUCUGACAGAACAGAUCAGCACGGAGCCCGCUGCACAUGAGAAAGUCAGGCUGGCCAAGCUGUCAAGAGAUUGUCAGUACGUCUCACUACAGAUGUCCACGCUGUGUUUGGAGCUGGAGGAGGAGCAGAGUUUCAGCUCUCUGCUGCAGGCUGUGGAGGAAGAAGGGCAAAAGCAGAAGGCUGAGGUCAAGAAAAGAGAGGCAAAGAUGGAACUGGUGUGUAGAGCACAGACUCUACAGAGGAAACAGGAGGAGUUCCAACUAAAAACUGAGAAACUGAAGGAUGUGAACGAGUGUUGCAGAGACCUGAUGAAACAGCACAAAGAGAUAAGAAAGAUCACCAACAUAAUGAAGAAUAAGGACAGAAACAUUGAGCUGCAGCUGCAGCUCCAGCUGAGACAGAAAGAGACUCAUCAGGCAGAGAAACUGCUGGAGGACCAACUGGAGCUGCUGCACAAACAGUUGACGGGGGAGAUGGGACUUCAUCAGGAGACUGAAAUAUUCCUGCAAAAUCAGCACAAGGAGCUGCAACAGCUGUUGGAUGAGUGGGAGCAGCGCACGAAGGAAAUGCUGCAUAAGACGGAGAAGCAGCUCAACACUGUCUGCUGCAAAAAAACACUGAACUUCGACAGACUAAUGGAGUUGAAGAGGCAGUUCACGGAGAUGGAGCAGGUGAUAAUGGAGGACAGGGAGGAGCAGAAGAAACUACUCCAAAAGCAGGAGGAGGUCAGAGCUGCUACCAAGCUGCAGGCCUGGUGGAGAGGCUGCAUGGUCCGGCGAGGCCUUGGCUGUUUUAAAAAAGCAGAGGAAAACAAGAAAGGCAAAAAGAAGAAAGAAGGACAGAAG
This is a messenger RNA of Stegastes partitus (bicolor damselfish), 927 nucleotides long. RefSeq names its product dynein regulatory complex subunit 9 (gene drc9). The record is from RefSeq and is a predicted model, not a curated record. The annotation marks the transcript as partial. Gene Ontology annotation, molecular function: protein binding. Lineage: Eukaryota; Metazoa; Chordata; Actinopteri; Pomacentridae. The transcript has 9 exons. Gene Ontology annotation, cellular component: motile cilium; cytoplasm. Gene Ontology annotation, biological process: cilium organization.